Mauremys mutica (yellowpond turtle) is the source of this 2886-nucleotide messenger RNA. RefSeq names its product solute carrier family 25 member 22 (gene SLC25A22). The transcript is spliced from 12 exons. Gene Ontology annotation, molecular function: L-aspartate transmembrane transporter activity; L-glutamate transmembrane transporter activity. Gene Ontology annotation, biological process: malate-aspartate shuttle; aspartate transmembrane transport; L-glutamate transmembrane transport. Bases 505 to 1341 code for a protein of 278 amino acids. NCBI's taxonomy places the organism in Eukaryota, Metazoa, Chordata, Testudines, Geoemydidae. The record is from RefSeq and is a predicted model, not a curated record.
CUUUUGCAGCCAAAAAGGGUGCUUUCUGGCAGGAGUGCACGAAAGUGACUCAUCAAGAGAGAAUGCAGCGGCAGGUAUCCAGCCUUUCUGAUGCUGCAGGGUUAUGACUCAACCCCGCGCUAGUGGGGAGUCUGAAUCCAGCCAGAGUCUGACACGUGCUCCCAGUGAGUGCACACCAGUUGUUCCUGCCAGAUGUCUAGGUGGUGACUCAGGAUCAUCCAGUUUUGAAGAGAACCACUCGCCGGGACUGAGGGGGAUAAAAAGAAGAAGUUAAGGGACAUUCAGGAGGAGCAAAUUGAUUUUUAACAGGAUCACGUCUGAAUUAAAUGGCUGAUAAACAGAUCAGUAGCACUUAGAGUUCCCGAAGGCAGUAGGGGCUGUGCAUACACAUGUUUACCUGCCAAGCUGAUCAAUGGAGGGAUAGCUGGGCUGAUUGGAGUCACCUGUGUAUUUCCCAUUGACUUGGCGAAAACUCGCCUGCAGAACCAGCAAAAUGGCCAGCGGAUGUACACCAGCAUGUCUGACUGCCUCAUUAAGACAAUCCGGUCGGAAGGUUACUUCGGCAUGUACAGAGGGGCUGCGGUGAACCUGACUCUAGUGACACCAGAAAAGGCCAUCAAGCUAGCGGCCAAUGACUUCUUCCGGUAUCAUCUCUCCAAAGAUGGGAAGAAGCUGACGCUGCUGAAAGAGAUGCUGGCCGGCUGCGGGGCGGGCACCUGCCAGGUGAUUGUCACCACUCCCAUGGAGAUGCUCAAAAUCCAGCUGCAGGAUGCAGGCCGAAUUGCGGCCCAGAAGAAGCUAAUGGCAGCACAAGCCCAGCUCUCCUCCACCACUAGUGCUGGGGCAGCAGAGUCGGUAGUGGAGACACGGACCACGGCGAUGCAAAUCACCAGGGAACUACUUCGGAGCAAAGGCAUCGCGGGGCUUUACAAGGGCCUUGGGGCCACGCUGCUAAGAGACGUCCCGUUUUCCAUCGUUUACUUCCCGUUGUUUGCAAACCUGAACAAGCUGGGCCAGAAGAGCCCUGACGUCAAGGCCCCGUUCUACGUGUCCUUCCUGUCUGGGUGCCUGGCGGGCAGCACGGCAGCAGUGGCUGUGAAUCCGUGUGAUGUAAUCAAGACAAGGCUGCAGUCCUUGAAAAGGGGAGUGAAUGAGGACACGUACUCAGGAAUCCUAGACUGCACCAGGAAAAUCUGGCAGAAGGAAGGCCCCCUGGCCUUCCUGAAGGGGGCGUACUGCAGAGCCUUGGUCAUCGCCCCACUCUUCGGCAUUGCACAAGUCGUCUAUUUCAUAGGCAUCGCGGAAUUCUUCCUAGACAUGCUUCCAAAGCGCCGGGGUUAACCCUCGCGCACGCUCGCUGCUGGUCAGAAUUCAUCCAGCAUUCGUCGUCGUCAUCGAUGGUGUCCGAGCAACAGCACAAAGGGUUAAAGCAGCAACCUCAAGGGUGAAGGUCGUCUCCAAACAAAAAGUCCCUUCCACCUCUCGAUAUGCCCUCACCCCAUCUGGCCCUCCAGGACAAUACUUAAUUAUGCAUAUCUAUUAUUUUUAAUUACGCUGGUUAGCACAGACUGGGCUCACAGACCCCGGACCUUCUCCCAGCAAUGGGCGGGGGGAAGAAACCGACAACACCUUCUGAAUUACCAGGUAGUCAAGAAAGGAGCAAAGAACCAGACUUUGUUCCCCCCGUCCCUCUUCUGAUGUGCCAGGCCUCUGGGAAGACAAGGCCUCAGAACACCUUCUAAAGGGGGACCCAUAUUGUCAGUAGAGGAAGCAGGUAGAUGCCGCAAUCAAAAAGUUUCUUGUCCUGAAACUCCCCUAAAAUCAGCUGGACUUGGAUGAACUUCUUGGAGAUCAGAGGAGGGGGAAGGUUUAUUUUAAUCAAAGGGACUUCCUUCCUAAAUAGGGGCCAUAGGGCCUGUGUGGAGGGAGAUGUACGCUGCACGUAUUUGCAACAUGUCUGCUCUGAAAGAGUAUGUCUGUGGGAUCAUGUGUGAAUGUCUUCAGGUGCAUGAGUGUUUAGCUACGAGCUACAGGCGGGAGAGGGGAGAAUUUAAUGACAUGGGAUCAACUUUUUAUUUAUACAGGAAAAACAAAUCCAAUUACAUUCCUUAAAUCAGCCCAGCUCUGAUGUGUCAAGCAGUUGGUCUACCCAGAGUACUGGUUGUGUUUUUUGGCCUGUCUCUAAGAUGCGUUCCUCUCCUCCUUUCCUGUGGUUGUUUGCACCCACAAAGGGUCAUUUAAAAAGAUGAUGGUCUCAGUGUCAGCCUUUCGGUUAAAGAUCAGGAUAGGCCACACCCUCAGCUGGUGUAAAUGGUUGUAGAUCCUUUGAAGUCCGUGAGCUCUAUUGAAAUCAGUGGGACUAUGAUAGUUUACACCAGCUGAGGAUCUGGCUCAAUGUACUUGGGGAUUGAGUUGCCAACUUCUUUAUCCAGACCAAAAUUGGGAUGUGGAAAAGAAAUGAGGCCAGGGCAUCUGUUUUAGUUCCACAGGGACCUAAUUCCAUGUGACCUACCGUUCAAAGGCCAGGUCUGGUUUUGCUAUGAUGUUUUUUUCUUAAGUACAUUCAGAGAGGCAGUAUGACCUCAGUCGGAUCCACACCGGCACAAGAGCCUGCCUCUGUGCGUCCAGUUGUGGGAUUGAGGAUGAUAGCCAGACUUACUGCUCGCUUUAGGGAGGUAGUCAUUGACUGGAUAACAGGCUGGCAACCCUAGACACAUACAGAUUCUGUUAAAGGGACACUAAUGUUUUUUAAAAACCCAAACCUUUUCUUUAUCUAUAUUCACAAUAUCACUUUGAAUUCUCACAAGGGAAAGAACUGAAAAUCUGGUGUGCUUUAUUAUUGCACUUCAUUCCAUUUCAACAUGUAAACUAAACUGGUCAGUUUCA